This is a messenger RNA of Letharia columbiana, 657 nucleotides long. RefSeq lists its product as uncharacterized. The coding region runs from base 1 to 657 and encodes 218 amino acids. The record is from RefSeq and is a predicted model, not a curated record. The transcript has a single exon. Lineage: Eukaryota; Fungi; Ascomycota; Lecanoromycetes; Lecanorales; Parmeliaceae.
AUGUUCAACGGUGACAGAUCCAAAUUUGAGGACUGGAAAAUGAGAAUCAUGGACAAAAUCAGCCUCAACAAAGAUCACUAUCCUACCCACGCUUUUCAGAUAAACUACGUCGUAUCACGCCUUGGAGGGAAGACUGUCGAGCACACGGUACCUAGACGCCGAAAGACUACAAAAAAUCCUUAUCUCUCAGUCGACGACCUCCUGGAUCAACUAAGUGAUCUUUAUGAGACUCCAGCAGACGUUAUUCGACAAAGGAAUGUUUAUGACUAUUCAACCUUCAGAAGACGUGAUAGUCAGUCAUUUUCCGAGUAUUACACAGAGUUCAUGAAACAUGCCGCGUACAUGCAGGAGUAUGGCGAUAAAGAAUAUCAGAUCAAUGUCAUUCAGCCAGAUCUCAUAAUCGACUUGAGGAACAGGGCAAACCUCCGUCUCCUGGACGAAUAUGCUAUGUACGGAAGAAAGUGGACAUUGCCAGACCUGAAGGAACACCUCAUUAUGUUAGAAUACCGUGAUCUGAUGUAUGCCGAACGGCUGGCAGACAAGAAAGCAAAGGUAUUUGCUAAACAGUAUGCCAAGGCGAGACUCGAAGAUGCAAGCAAACCACGUGGCAAAUAUGCUAUUAUUCCUCGCCCUGAUCCAGAGGAAUAUAGGCGAUAG